Acytostelium subglobosum LB1 is the source of this 1179-nucleotide messenger RNA. RefSeq lists its product as hypothetical. The record is from RefSeq and is a predicted model, not a curated record. The transcript has 2 exons. Bases 1 to 1179 code for a protein of 392 amino acids. Lineage: Eukaryota; Evosea; Eumycetozoa; Acytosteliales; Acytosteliaceae.
AUGAUUCAAAACAGAGUACUAUUGACUUGCUCAAGACUGAUCACUCCAACAUCCAGAAAUGUGCUUGUUGGAUCAUUGUCACAAAGAGGACUGAUAUCAGGUUACACUUUGAACAACACAACUACCUCUCAAUUGCAACAACAACAACAGAUCAGGAACUACGCAACAUUCGGCGAGAAACAGUUUCAAAAGAUCAAGGCCAAGCGUGAUGAGGCAGCACGUUUGUUGAAGGAGGAAGCCGAGCAGAAGUUCAUUGAAGAGAACAAGGUCUCGAUCGAAACACUCUCAUUCGAGGAGGCGUUGCAGAACCUCAAGGGCAAGUUGUUAAAGUACAAGGUGGUCAGCGCCCCACACAUGGCCACGCUGUUCAAGAAGGUCACGACCAGCGAGCAAUUGGACGAGGCUCUGCUCUUCUACAAGUCACUCAAGAACGACGACCCCAAAUACUUCAACGGCAACCACCUCUCACAGAUCUACUACGCCGCAGACCGGUGCGGCCAGUGGAAGAUGUGGGCAGACAUCGUCUCCAACCCACACACCUUCCAGAUGUUCCCCUCGCAUCUCUCCGUCGCCAAGACUAUCUACCAGCUGCUGCGCAAUGGUGACACGGACAAGGCCAUCGAGUUGUUCAAGUACCAUCAAAAGUUGAACAAGAUCACCAAACACUUCAUCUCUGCCUUGGCCCGUGGUCUGAACAAGACCAAACAAUCGCUCGCUGCAGUCCCACUGCUGCAAGCGAUCGAGACCACCAACGUCCACUCCGGUUUGAUCAAAGAUAUCCUCCGUGAAUCCAUCAAACAAGGAAACACUGAGCAGGUAUUGGCCGAUAUUGGACGCUUCAUCCAGGUCGUUUUCGAUAAUACCUCUGACAAGAUCAUUUGCCCGGGCGUCGUCUAUGCCGCGCAAAUGGCCUCGGGCAACAACGCUCUGGUCCUGCCAUCACAAGUUGAAGUCAACGAGAAGAUCGUUGAUGUUGCCGCCAAGACCAUCCUUCAGAAGCUCAAGGAGAUCUCGCCAGAGGCUCAACAGACAUUGAUCGAGAACGUCAAGAAUUACUUUGGUGGCGAUGCCAAUGUACCCAAGACAAUCCUGCCAGUUCUGGAAAUCCAACAACAAGAGCCAGAGAAGCAACAAGAGUCGAAGGAAGAUGAGGAGGAGGAGAAGGAGGAGAAGCAGUAA